This is a messenger RNA of Xylona heveae TC161, 2350 nucleotides long. RefSeq lists its product as hypothetical. The transcript has 5 exons. Gene Ontology annotation, cellular component: nucleus. NCBI's taxonomy places the organism in Eukaryota, Fungi, Ascomycota, Xylonomycetes, Xylonales, Xylonaceae. Gene Ontology annotation, molecular function: zinc ion binding; DNA-binding transcription factor activity, RNA polymerase II-specific; DNA binding. The record is from RefSeq and is a predicted model, not a curated record. The coding region runs from base 138 to 2237 and encodes 699 amino acids. Gene Ontology annotation, biological process: DNA-templated transcription; regulation of DNA-templated transcription.
CCGCUGCAAGUCUGCGUGCACGAUUGAGUAUGUGACCAUAAAACAGCUCAACCUCCCCCUCCUUCCUCUCUAGAGUGAGGGAGGUUGUCUGAGAUUAUGACUGAUAUUAUUUUGAAAUUCUCAUUGACUCUGUCAUCAUGGAGCCGAUAGCGAAUAUCACCGUCGAUGUUCAGAAUCCGAUCUCAAGACCUAUCAAAAGGCGUAGACGCGCUGUCUUGAGCUGCACGAACUGCCACGAACGCAAACAAAAGUGUGACCGUGAGCAGCCCUGCUUUCACUGUAGGUCGAGAGGCAAGCAACACGAGUGUUGCUAUGAAAGUCCACACACUAGGCAGGAGACUCGCGCAUCUCAAGUCGGCGAAGUGACGCCACCGCAAUCAAGUCCGGAAAAUGAAGCCUCAGAUGUUGACGAAGCAAUAUCAGGUCUAGAGCAGCUGCACAUAUUCGGCUAUUCCAAGCUCAGUGAUCGAAACUCACUUGCUCUCCUCAACAAAGUGAUCGACCCAUCAUCGACUGCAUUGCGGCAUUCAAAUCAGGUUCCGGUAAUUGAUAAUGGAAUUCGAGACAAAUACAGAAGCUUGAUCCGCUCAUUACCAGCUCGACGAGAUAUUGAGCUUUUGGCGAGUGUCUACUUCGAAGAGAUAAGCUGGUACUAUGAGUCGGUAGAUGCUUCGUUCUUUUCAGAUGAGAUUGAAGAGUGGUACAAAUGCUCCUUUACCGCCUUAAAACAUGGCCCAAGCAAACUCUCCGAGUCUAUGCGAUAUUUUCCGGCCUUGUUAUUCCAAGUCAUCGCUUUGGCUCUCCAAUAUCUUCCUCCAGGGAAAGAGACCAAUUUCGGUCAUCUGAAGAUUGGUGAAGGUCAGUCAUAUGACGAUCUUGCGGCAGAUUAUAGCGAUUCGGGUGUGGUGGUUUUGGAUCUUUUAGGCAAGCCGGAAAACACGGUUGUUGCCGUUCAAGCGCGCUUCUUGCGAGUAUCAUUCUUAAAGAAUGUUGGGCGAGUUGUGGAGUCUUGGCAUGUCAUGGGAAUGGUCGUCAAGGAGGCCUAUGAGAUUGGAUUACAUCGUGAGCAGCCCAUUACGAAGCAGUCAAUGGAAGAAACUGCCGAGGCUCUAUGGGAAACCGAACUGAGACGUCGAUUGAUGAUGCACAUCUACUUGUGGGAUAGUCAAAUGGCCGUGGUACUAGGUCGUGCUGUGACCAUUAACCUUCGCGACUGCGACUUCAAGGCACCUACUGACACGCCAAUCCCGCGGAAUCGGAGAGAGACCAUUCCGGUUGCGCGCCAUCCUCGAUCUGCGCCAAAUCCCACGACCAUUCGUAUCCACGAGUACGAAAUGCAUAAAAGGCUUCCUGAGAUCAUGUCACUUGAAGCUGAAGGCACGUAUCCCAAGAAUUACUCAAAAAUUUAUCGACUGCAUCAGCAAGUGCUAGAUUACAUGAACACGGUGCCAGAAACCCAUCGCUUCGAGAACCCAGUCACUGUAUGGGAUGAACAAUACCCAUGGCUUCCUCUGCAGAGAGAGCUGUCGUGUUGUUCUUCGUGGUUCUUUUUACUGGCAUUGUAUCGGCCUUAUAUCUUCACCCAUGCAUUCAGUCGAAUCGAAGCCUUCAAGGCCUCCAUUGCGAUUCUGCAGUGUCAAGAGCGUCUAUAUCACAUUGCUUCUAUGCAGUUUCGCAAAUUAUUCAGCUUAGCCUUCUUCACAGUCGACGCGGCGGUUAUUUGCGCAGCCGUCAUCAUCUCUCAUCCAUACGACACGAAGGACUUCAUUCCUCUUGCUGUACAGUGUCUACAGCAGAGCAAAGCCCGCUUAGAAGAUAUCUCUGAUCGAAACACAUUGGCCAAAGCCGGAAGCGUCAUAAUUAAUGCUCUUCUUGACAAGGCGAAUAAGGUUAUUGAGAAGAUGUCGCUUGGCACUUCAAUUGGAAGUACUUCGCAGACACCUGCCUUAAAACCCACCUCUGUCGCAUACAAUACUCCGGACUGGAACACUCCUGAUUCCCUAAUACCUUCUGCCACGCAGCAGGAGAAUACUCUCGCUGAACAAGACGGGCUAUUCAGCCACUCAGAUAUCUUUUCAUCUGUGGACAUGCUUUCAGAACCUCUCGGAGACGUUAACAAUGACAUUUUCUCACCGGAUCUUCUCGCUAAUAUAUACGGACUGGAUGGCAACUUUUCUUGGACUACUGGCACUGAUGUAUCCGACAAUUUUUUUUGGAAUACAUUACAGGCUUCAUAAAAUUUACUUGAAUGUUGUAUUCUUUUUUUUAAAAUGCGGCGUGGAACUAAUGGGUGUUCCGGAGCUCACAAUUUGAGAUGAACGGUCUUACUUUUUAUAUCCCUGAGCCGGAG